Molecule: messenger RNA, 1021 nt
Organism: Penaeus indicus
Lineage: Eukaryota; Metazoa; Arthropoda; Malacostraca; Decapoda; Penaeidae
Product: transmembrane protein 70 homolog, mitochondrial-like
Exons: 6
Coding region: 44-769 (241 amino acids)
Biological process (GO): mitochondrial proton-transporting ATP synthase complex assembly
Cellular component (GO): mitochondrial membrane
Source: RefSeq, a predicted model, not a curated record
UCCAUCGUCUGCCUCGCGUGCAAGUCGGGAAAGAUCUGAUAAGAUGGCUGGAGUAUAUGGAGUCCUGCGCACUCUCCAGCGGCAGCAGAGAGACAGCUACUGCAUCCUCUUGAGACUGCCAGGAGUAUUAUCUUCAAGCAGCGUGAACCCAAGAAGAAUACUCUCGAUUCAGCAGAAUAAGUGUAGUAAGCCACAGCUUGUAUUACUUGCACGAAAUUACAGUAAUGAAGUACAGAAGCCUUCUGAUGCAAAAGGCAAAGACACUAAUGAGGUUGACAUUGGUCCAGGAACUUGGCAGGAAAUCUACCGAGGUAUUUUGUCGACCCAGAUUCGCAUGGUUAAGACCUUUUCUCUCUCAACAACUAUGUUGGGCCUCAUGAUGCAGCCUAUGCUUGUACAGAAAGCUACGGAGACGAGCUUCGGCAUCGUCGUGGCCAUGGGAUCCUUCAUCGGCUUCUUCACCUUUGUGACGCCCUUGCUCAUCCACUGGAUCACCAAGAAGUACGUGACCCGGCUGGAGUACGACCACGAGAAGGACCUCUACUCUGCCACCACUCUCUCCUUCUUCCUUCGGGAGAAAAAGAUCCACUUCAAGAUCCAGGACAUACACGUGCCGCCUGUUCCAGGUAUGUUCACCACCUUCCUGGCCAAGAACAAACCACUCUUUGUCGAUCCCAAGAUGUUCUCAGACCUCGAGCACUUUGGCAGGAUCAUGGGGUAUGACAAGCCCAUUGACUUCAAGCUCGGCAAGCAGGAGGACGAGAGCUAAAGCUGGAAUGAUGGAAAGUGAUUUUGUUUAGGGUAGGAUUCGCGAAAUUACGGAUGAUGAUGAGGGCCUUUGUAUAUUACUGUUAUUGCUCUUGUCAUCUUCUUUGCUGAGGUCUUUGUGUCAAUAUCAUAUGUAUAUUUUUUUGUAAAAAAAAUCUGAUUUCAUUCUUAUGCAGAUGUUAGGGCAGUGUGAUAAUUUCUCUACCAUGUGUAUAAUAUAUGAUUAUUGUAAGAUAUUAAAGUGGCAAUGAGU